Molecule: messenger RNA, 2313 nt
Organism: Brassica napus (rape)
Lineage: Eukaryota; Viridiplantae; Streptophyta; Magnoliopsida; Brassicales; Brassicaceae
Exons: 3
Coding region: 1-2313 (770 amino acids)
Molecular function (GO): zinc ion binding
Source: RefSeq, a predicted model, not a curated record
AUGGAUCACAUCAUUCUGGUCUGUGGAAAGUGGAAAUUUGAAAGAAAAAAAUGGUUAUUUGAAGUGGAUAAUGAUCAAGGUAGUAAAUUACUUGCAGCUAACGAGGAAACUAGAUAUGAAGAUUUUGUGAAAACCAUAUAUGAGGAUUAUGAAGUUGAUUUCGCAGAACACGAGUUGGAGCUAACGUACGUUUUGCCAAAACCUAAACUGGUCAAGGAAAACCUCGAUACCCCUCCUGUGAAAGUAAGAAACGAUAGGCAAUUUCAUGGAUUUUUGUGUCUUCACAAAGUCGAAAACGUUAGACUCUGUGUAGAGUUUAAACUGAAGAAAAAAGAGGUUGAAGAAGCUAGCAAAGAACCAGAAGAAUUCCUGCAAAAAAAUGACCCAUUGUUGGCAGAGGAUGAAGAUUCAGAUGAAGACAAUGAUCGAUUUGAUUACUGCGACGAUUCUGAUGGAGCAACGUCUGAUGACGAAAACUUUACCUCAUAUGGGUUUCCGCCAGACCAAGUACAAGAGAGUCAGGGAUCUCCUACAAAGAUGAGUUCAGCGACAGUCCUAAAGACACCAAAAGGAGAUUGUACGCAUAAUAGGUUCGACUUGAGCUCUUUCAAACUGGAAGUGGGGCAGAGUUUGGAUUCAAAAGAUGCAUUGGCUACACGUCUGAAGAUCUGUUCAGUCGUCCACAAAUUCGAUUUUGAUGUGGAUAAAUCUACCCCUACGCUGUGGUUUGUAAAAUGUUGGGUAAAAGGAUGUACGUGGAAGCUUAGAGCUACACCAGUAGGUGAAUCUUCAAGGUUCACAAUCCGAGUAUAUGUAGAUGAACAUUCCUGCUCAGUAACAGAGCGUUCGUCUCGUUCUCGACAAGCUACUCCUGAAAUUCUUGGCCUCUUGUACAAAGACUAUAUUGGUGGGGUUGAUCGAACUAUUUUGCCACGUCAUGUUGAGAGUGCUAUGAACAUGAGCUUCGGAAUCAAGAUGGAUUACUGGAAAUCUCAUCGUACACUUAUAGUUGCUAGAGAUCUCGUAAUGGGUUCAUCGGAGAAUGGAUAUAAGGAGUUACCUUCUUACCUGCACAAGAUUAGAAUGGCAAAUCCUGGGACCUUAGCUCGACUGGAAGUUGAUGCAAACAAUAGAUUUAAGUACUUAUUCCUUGCAUUCAGCGCUAGCAUUACUGGCUUCCCAUUUAUGAGAAAGGUUGUGGUGGUUGAUGGUACUUUCUUGCAAGGAAAAUACAAAGGAACGCUUCUCAUUGCAACAUCACAGGAUGGUAAUUUUCAGAUAUUUCCGAUAGCAUUUGCUGUGGUUGACACAGAGAAUGAUGAAUCAUGGACAUGGUUCUUCCGUCAACUCAGCCGUGUGAUACCCGAUGAUGAAGGAUUGGCAUUAAUUUCUGACAGGCACAAGUCAAUAAGGAAGGCAAUUUCAGUGGUCUAUCCGUUGGCUAGCACGGGAAUUUGCACGUACCACUUAUAUAAGAACAUCUUAUUACGGUACAGAGGACGUGAUCUGUUUGGUUUGGUCAAAAAAGCUGCGUACUCUUUUAGGUUAGCUGACUUUGAAGCAAGCUUCGAGACGAUUAAAGGGUUAAAUCCAGAUUUACAUGCAUAUUUGGAACGUGCUGAUGUGUGUAAGUGGGCUCGAGCGCAUUUUAGAGGUGAUAGAUAUAACAUCCUUACAAGUAACAUAGCUGAAUCCAUAAACAGAGCUUUGUCAGAUGUGAGAAGCUUGCCAAUUGUUCGCCUUUUAGAGUCUAUCCGAUUAAUGAUGACACGUUGGUUUGCAACAAGAAAACAUGAUGCUGACUUGAUGAAAACUUCUCUGACUCGUGGUGUGGAGAAGUUGUUGGAGGGCCGUAUACCUAUUGCUAAUCUAUUAAAGGUUCAAGCUAUCGACAUUCAUCAGUCACAAGUGAUGGGAGUCUCAUCUUUACAUGUUGUAAACCUUACAGAAAAAACAUGUUCUUGCCGUAGAUUUGAUUUGGAGAAGCUACCAUGUGCUCAUGCUAUAGCUGCUGCGGAAGCUAGAAAGAUAUCACGUAUAUCACUUUGUCACAAGUACUAUCGGACGCAGUACCUUUACAAUGCAUAUUUCACUCCUGUUAUGCCCAAUGCAGCUGAUGUUCCAAUUCCAGAAGAAGUUGCAAAGAGGAUCUGUUUGCCGCCUGAUGUCCGCCAACCACCGGGAAGACCCAAAAAAUCAAGACAUAAAUCUAUUUUGCAGAAAGUUGCAGACAAGAAGCGGCCAAGGAAGGAACACACAUGUAGAAUUUGUAACCAUGUGGGACACAAUUCUACAACAUGUCCUCUUAAGUGA